UCUAGUCCCUACAACGGCAUCCGACGUGGGCUUCCCUCCACGUUGGAGUCCACGUCCGCAGUGUUAACUUGCACAUCUGUGACCGCGCCUCUUUAGCACUGCAGAUUACCGCAUGCACGACGUUAUGGGAAUUGCACAAGUCGCUUCACUACACCUUCUCAGUGGCGGUUAGGUUUAUGACGUGUCACCUAAGAAUCUCCAAGGUGGGCUUUAGGAGCCGGCAGAGUGAGGGGCGCUUUGUUGAGUUGCUGCUCAAAUACUUUUCCUCGCCGUCGAUGCCAAAAUGUUACCAAGUGAGCUACACGGUAACCUCACAAAUACCUAGUGAAGUUCUCUUCUGACGCCAUGCCAUAUCGGAAAGUUCCGACUCCCGCCUCGAUAGGCCUAAAUCUUACCUCUCCUAAUUACGGGUCACCAAAUAUCGAGACAGAAGAGUCCGGAAGCGAUUCAGAAGGAUCCGCGAUCCGGCUUUCACACCCCGAUUCAGAGGUUCUAGCGUCAAGCUCAUCACCGCCAAAGUUCAACGGAUUUCGCAAUGGCGGAAUUCCCAAGCCAAGCGAUGUGUUUAUCGCUGUAAUGGGCGUUACUGGGUCUGGCAAGAGCUCCUUCAUCUCCAUGUGCUCUGAUACCCCCGUCGAGAUCGGACAUACCUUUGAAGCAUGCACAUCAACCGUUGAUGUCUAUUCCUGCAGUCUUUUGGCAGACCGCACCGUCUAUCUCAUUGAUACUCCAGGCUUCGAUGAUACUCAUAGAAGUGACCCUGAGGUUCUCGUGGAGAUAGCUGAGUGGCUCGCCGAGUCAUACCGGAGCAAAAUCCUACUUCACGGGAUCAUAUAUCUGCAUCGCAUUACCGACACCCGUAUGCAAGGUUCGGCAAAGAAGAAUUUGGUCCUAUUCAAAAAGUUGUGUGGAGAAGAUACCCUGCAGAAAGUGGCUCUUGCAACAACCAUGUGGAAUAUGGUCAAUAAGCAAGAAGGGCUUCAACGCGAGCAAGAGUUGAUGAACACGCAGGAGUAUUGGGGUUCGAUGUUGAGUAAAGGAAGCACCAUUCACCGACAUUAUCACACACGAGAGUCGGCCAUGAAUAUCAUCACGCAGCUAGCCAGUCGUAACAAGCCAUUCGCUACAGACCUACAGACACAGCUCGUGGACCAGCGUCUCACGCUCGAUCGUACAUCCGUCGGCAAAGCACUUCAAAGUGAGCUGCUGACACAGAGGCAAAUAUGGGAAGAGGAGCUUGGUCUCAUCGGCCAGCACGACGAGCGCGUCGCCCGGAUGGAGACGAGGCUACGAGAGCAACAAGAGAAGCAUGCUGCACGCGAGAACCUACCGAAAAGAGCAGCUGGUGGUCAAGCCGGAAAUUCAAGGUCGGGGGAUAGAAAAGAGUUCUCACAAGUUUCAGUAGCGAUGUUUGGAUCUGCUCGAAACUCGUCAAAGGCUGCGUUAGAGGAACUGAAAAUCGAAGCGCAGGUGGAUGAUACGACCGAAGCCGCUGGAGAGGAUUCAAAUGGCUUGAACGACCUAAAACCCUUGGAUCUUGCCGACGAUUUGGGCUCCGUCGUGGAUCCUCCGGAUGUUGCACAGUUUACUGAUUCUGGCUACGCUUCCGUCGGAAGAGAUGCAGGGCCAAUGUCGGAUGAAAAGACGAUCCUGACGCAGCUCGCUGUUGAGCCUGAUUCAACCAAGUCACGAAACGAGGACAUGGACGACACCGCCACCGUAUAUUCAAUUGCCUGGAGUGUUCCGGAAGACGAGUUAGAUACAUACAAGUCAGAGCUUUCCGAGGCCAUCCUCAAGAACCUUCGUCGCCACGUUUCCGAUGUUGAGCUCCUUGAAUCCCUCGCGACGAUUCUGCCAUCUUCACUCAAAUCAUUUGCCCUUCGUUUGGGAUGCCCAGGCUCAAGCAAAGCGGAAAAGGAGGUCAUGUACUUUGUUCACAAACACAGAAUGUGUGUAUGACUUUUUUUCCUCUCGAUUCUUGGGCUGAAGCCAUCCAAAGCUAACUGUGUCACAGCGACAUCGCACACCGCUUCAAUGAUGCCGCAAGG
Ilyonectria robusta is the source of this 2048-nucleotide messenger RNA. RefSeq lists its product as uncharacterized. The transcript is spliced from 3 exons. The record is from RefSeq and is a predicted model, not a curated record. The coding region runs from base 346 to 1959 and encodes 537 amino acids. Gene Ontology annotation, molecular function: GTP binding. NCBI's taxonomy places the organism in Eukaryota, Fungi, Ascomycota, Sordariomycetes, Hypocreales, Nectriaceae.